Messenger RNA from Anopheles darlingi, 3193 nucleotides. Its product is annotated as lamin Dm0-like. The transcript has 6 exons. The record is from RefSeq and is a predicted model, not a curated record. NCBI's taxonomy places the organism in Eukaryota, Metazoa, Arthropoda, Insecta, Diptera, Culicidae. Bases 295 to 1959 code for a protein of 554 amino acids.
UAAAAGUGGUCGGCGUGCGUGUGUGUGCUUCGUUUUUUUCCGGAAUUUUGGCUGAAAAUCCCCGAAUUUUGUGUCGGAAAAACGGUUUUCCCUCCCCCAACAGUGUUCCGCAUUGGGCAAAUAUCGAGUUUGGCGUGGAAAAUACGAAAUAAUACCGUAUUUCACCGAAUCUCUCCUCGGUCGACGAGCGCGUGCCUUUUCGCGUCAUUUUCGUGUGUGUGUGCGUGUGCGUCUGGGUGAAUCAAAAUCCGUUGAUUCCGGUAUCUCGAAUAGUGUCCCCGAAAACAAGUAGACAUGUCCCAAAAAACCAAAACGCGCUCCGGCGUGUCCACCCCGGUGCCCUUCACGAGCACCCCGCUGCAGGGAGAGGGGGGUGCCUCCUCCCGGCAACGCCCGGCCAGCCCCCUGAGUCCGACGCGUCUUUCCCGGCUUCAGGAGAAGGCUGACCUGCAGGGCCUGAACGACCGGCUGGCCGCCUACAUCGACCGGGUGCGCUUCCUGGAGCAGGAAAAUACGCGCCUCUCGACCGAGGUCACCACCUCGCAGGAAAUCGUCACCCGGGAAAUCACCAACGUCAAGUCCAUGUACGAGCGCGAGCUAUCCGACGCCCGCAAGCUGCUGGACGAAACAUCCCGGGAACGGGCCAAGCUGGAGAUGGAUGCCAAGCGCCUCUGGGAGGAGAACGAAGAUCUGAAGAGACGAUUGGAGCGAAAGACGAAAGAAGCGGCCGAUGCGGAGCGUAACGGACGGGCUCAGGAAGCGCGCGCCAAUGAAAUCUCGGGCAAAUACAACACUCUCCUGUCGGAGCACAAGAAGACGAAGGACGAGCAGAAGGAGCUGGAGAAGGAGUUAGCGAAAUUGAAGAAGCAGCUCGAUACCGCCCGCAAGAACCUGGAGGAGGAAACGCUAGCACGCGUCGAUCUGGAAAACACCGUUCAAAGUCUACGCGAAGAGCUGACGUUCAAGGACCAGAUUCACCAACAGGAAGUCAAUGAAACGAAGAACCGUCGUCAAAUUGACAUCACUGAAAUUGACGGUGCGCUCUCGCAGCAGUACGAGGCGAAGCUGCAGCAAACGCUGCAUGAUCUGCGCCAGGAGUAUGAUGAUCAGCUGCGUAUCAAUCGCUCGGAAAUUUCCGAUCUGUACGAAACACGCCUGCGUGAUCUUGAGGCGCAGAUGAACUUGGAACGAGUGCGCCACGCGGAGGAAAAGUCCAAGUUGAUGGAAGAACUUGAGCGCAUGCGCAAGGAGAUAUCUUUGCAACUCCAAGAGUACCAGGACCUAAUGGACAUCAAGAUUACACUGGACAUGGAAAUUGCAGCUUACGACAGACUGCUGUCGUCGGAGGAGACCCGCAUGCACAUCAAUCCCGGCAGCUCGACUUCCAUCUUCUCCUCUAGCUCGUCGCGCAGUGGUGCCGUCCGUCGAACGCCUAGCCGUGCUGCGGCCAAACGCAAGCGCACGGUAUUGGAUGAAUCGGAUGAGCGCAGUGUUUCCGAUUACUCGGUGACUUCUUCCGCUAAAGGUGACAUCGAGAUUGUGGAAUCGGAUCCAGAGGGAAAGUUUGUGAAGCUACACAACAAAUCAGCAAAGGAAGUUCAAAUUGGUGGAUGGACGCUGAUCCGUAAGGUCGGUACCAAUGAAACAGUGUUCAAGUUCCAUCGUACUGUUAAGGUGGAUGGUGGUGCUUUUGUUACCGUUUGGUCGUCUGAUCUGGGCAAGGACCAUGAGCCUCCAUCCACGAUUGUCAUGAAGGGACAGAAAUGGUUCAGCGGCGACAGCAUGGUUACGCAGCUGCUGAACGCUGAUGGAGAGGAGGUCGCAGCUUCGGAACGUGUGAAACGGGUUGUGUCCACUUCAGCCUCACGUCACCGCGAGUAUUUGGGAAAUUAUGGCGCAGAGGAGCUCUAUCACCAACAGGGAGAGCCGCGAGGUGAUGAAAAAUGUCGCAUCAUGUGAAACCACCUCCCCAACACCCCGGAAACAGGCUUCACAGACUAAACAAUGGAUGAUCCUGUAAAAUUUUAUAUUUGUAAAGAUUAUCUUUGUUCGCCUGUCGGAGAAGGUGAACGAAUUAAGAAAAUAAUUUAACGAAAACCCGUGCUAUCCCGCGAACCAUCGUUAUCAUCACAUUUCAGAUGGGUCGGAGCGAAACGUGUUCUUGUGAAUUUUGAAUCUAAUAUUAUCUAACAAACUACCGUGCGUUACAAAAACACAUCUGGAACAUUGCUUCCUGAAGUACAGAUGAUUGAAUUACAGCUAGAGCACGGUGGCAUUUGUGUGCUUGCCUGUACUCUAAUGUUUAGUACAUGGUACAGCCGGCAGUGGCGAAUCAGCUAUCGUCGCAUUAUUUAAAUCCUUUGCAAAAUUCCAAGUCACAAUCGAGUUGUGCUUCGUGCGCAAAAGAAGUUUCUUUGGAAAUUAGAUGCAAUAACAGAGCAUACCAAACAAAAGCGCCGAGCACAGACAUCAGAGGCCUUUUCCUGUACUAUCGAUGAGUGUUGUGUUACAUUGUUGAACUGAGGUGCAAUGGUAGUAAUUUGCAGUCUCCAUAAUUGAUGGCAGGGAUCUUUGUACACUGAAACUCGGCAAACAUUAAUAGCAAAGCCAUAUUCUCUGACUUCGAUGUUAGGCGUGCAUUUACUGCGCAUGUGAAACCGAUAUGUGUUCGCACAAAAAAAGGCGUAAUGAGAAGAACAGGGAACAGUAGUUCGGAUGCGUAUAUCUUUGUUUUUUUUACGUGUCCCUCCUGGCCUGAUUUUGGUCGGUUCGUUCGUGUACGUUUUAAGUUUAAUACGUUGUAAGAAAACGCGUUUCGGUGCGGGUGCGAUCAGUUGUACGAUCGGAUUUAGCAAUUAUUUGACUAAUAACAGUAAUACACGUUAGGGACGGUGAUGCGAAACGUUCCGAUCAGAUCGCACCCAAGCCUAAUAAAUUUCAAUCUAUUGCUAACGUUUUAUUUCUCUACAUUCUACAAUAAUUUCCCUUUUGCGUUAAUAAAUGGUAUUCCCUGAGAACAAAAUCAAACCAUCUCACUCGCCGCACACAGAACAGAUCACUUCCAAUAGAAAUGCGCCGAAAAGAAAGAUUAACACCUAGUAAUAAUGCGCCACUCCUUUUGCGAGAGAGGGAGAGAGAGAUGCAGAACAGAAAAGGUUUAUAAUAAAAAACAUGCAAAAUUUCUAUAUCUGUA